Molecule: messenger RNA, 1546 nt
Organism: Salvia hispanica
Lineage: Eukaryota; Viridiplantae; Streptophyta; Magnoliopsida; Lamiales; Lamiaceae
Product: YTH family protein
Biological process (GO): mRNA splicing, via spliceosome; regulation of mRNA splicing, via spliceosome
Cellular component (GO): nucleoplasm
Molecular function (GO): N6-methyladenosine-containing RNA reader activity; mRNA binding
Source: RefSeq, a predicted model, not a curated record
AGGUAAAAGAAAUUAGGGCAAAAUCUAUCAUUUUUUCACUUGCUACAUUCGUUCGUUUCUCUCUCCUCUCUGUCUCUCACACAGACACGCUGAAGUUCUGAACCGUUCUCUCUCAAUCGACGAGCUAGGGGGCCAGGCCACCAAAGCAUGCCGUCUGAAACUGCAAGAGAAAUUAUCCCUGUGAUUGAUUCUCUAGGUACUGAAUCCAAAAGAGACACGAGGAACUUGCACGACUCAGUGCAUCCAAGAGGCAGGUCCAAUGAGGAAACGUGCCACUCAGCCGCUGAGGAGCAAGUGCAUUCAUGUGAGCGGGUGGGAACGUCAAGUGAAAUAAAGAAGAAUAACUUGAAUAAUACAAGAUAUUUUGUUAUCAAGAGCUUGAAUCAUCAAAAUAUUCAAAUGUCAAUAAAGAAGGGAAUUUGGGCCACUCAAGUAAUGAAUGAGCCCAUUCUUGAAGAAGCCUUUCAAAAUUCUGGCAAGGUUAUUCUUAUAUUUAGUGUCAACAUGAGUGGGUUCUUCCAAGGAUAUGCUCAAAUGAUGUCUUCCGUUGGUUGGAGAAGGGAUAACAUAUGGAGUCAAGGAAGUGGGAAAAAUAAUCCUUGGGGCCGUAGUUUUAAAGUCAAAUGGCUGCGCUUACAGGACUUACCUUUUCAGAAGACACUCCAUCUGAAAAAUCCCUGGAAUGAGUUCAAACCUGUCAAAAUUAGUAGAGACUGUCAGGAGUUGCCUGGGGAUAUAGGGGCAGCUCUGUGUGAGCUUCUUGAUGAGGGAGCUGAUAUGAAUACUAACUUGCUUAGGGAUGAAAUCUAUAGGGAUGAUUUUUCUACAAGAAGGCCUUACAUAGACCCAUUCCAUCCAGUACAUGAUGAGGAUUUUAACGUGCCUCCAAAUCCAAUGCACAUGUCUCCUCUACUUUAUCCAUCCUUACUUUACCACCAUCAAACAGAAGCAAGUAGGUUUCAGUUGCCUCACCAGAGAGCUGAUGUAAUAGUGAAUAAUAUCUGUGAAGGUCCUGGGUCAUCAAAAGUAAAACUGUCAAGGCAUAGUCAAAUAAGUGGAGGCUCAACUAAUAAGAUUAAUAGUUCUUCUAGAAUUGAUAGUUGGGGCUUGUCAGCAGAAGGGAGCACUGAUGUUGGCAAUUUCACUGAAGAUGACAUACUGGAAAUGACAUAUGAAGAAUACCUCGAAGCUCAUACUCAAGCCACCAGAAGAUUACACAUCACUGCUGCUGGACGGUCCACGAGCUUGCAGAAGUCAUCAUCCAGUAGAGAACGAUCUGAUGAUUCGCAAUCGGCAAGCAGCUCAAAGAAAAGGAGUUACCGCCAAUCCCUCGAAUGAGUGCUUCUUCAUGGCUUCAAUUCUUUUGUUAAACAUGCUGUACUGUACAUGAGCUGUUGUUGUUUUUGUCUCUCCGCGAAGCGGAUCCUGCUUUAAACAAUCGCUACUUAUAAUUUUGAGCCGUGGGACUUGAAUUUAUGCGUAAUUCUUGUUGUAUUUUUAGGGAAUGGUCAAUGAAUUUGUACAUAGAAAUUGUUAAAUUGCUCCA